AUGAAGCCUCAGCCAGUGAACUAUACAUGGGUGAACAUCAUGUCAGAUGUGGAUUGGGAGGGUGUGGAUGUGCAGGACUCAUUAGGCACAGCACUGGCAAUGGCAGUAGAGGAAGAUGUGUGGCCUGCUGUUGGUCUUGCUGACUUUCUGGACAUGUCAAAAAAGGGCAAAGGGAAGAUGAAGGUCGGGUUUAGUGGUGGUGAUGGAGAGACACAGGGGAAAGUCAUGCCAUUCGAGAAUACACCUCAAGUUUUCAUCUGUGGAGGUGUGCUUGAGCAUGGUGAGAUGGUUGUGUCCAGAAUAGCUUAG
Molecule: messenger RNA, 309 nt
Organism: Suillus subaureus
Lineage: Eukaryota; Fungi; Basidiomycota; Agaricomycetes; Boletales; Suillaceae
Exons: 1
Coding region: 1-309 (102 amino acids)
Source: RefSeq, a predicted model, not a curated record